This is a messenger RNA of Mirounga angustirostris (Northern elephant seal), 564 nucleotides long. It is a transcript of the gene CIB3, whose product is annotated as calcium and integrin binding family member 3. The record is from RefSeq and is a predicted model, not a curated record. Gene Ontology annotation, biological process: calcium ion homeostasis. Gene Ontology annotation, molecular function: calcium ion binding; magnesium ion binding. The transcript has 6 exons. Bases 1 to 564 code for a protein of 187 amino acids. NCBI's taxonomy places the organism in Eukaryota, Metazoa, Chordata, Mammalia, Carnivora, Phocidae.
AUGGGCAACAAGCAGACAGUCUUCGCUCAUGAGCAGCUGGAAGCAUAUCAGGACUGCACCUUCUUCACAAGAAAGGAAAUCAUGAGGCUCUUCUAUCGCUACCAGGACCUGGCUCCCCAGCUUGUCCCCCUGGACUAUACCAGCUGUCCUGAUGUGAAGGUGCCCUACGAGCUCAUCGGCAGCAUGCCCGAGCUGAAGGACAACCCGUUCCGCCAGAGGAUUGCCCAGGUGUUCUCUGAGGACGGGGACGGGCACAUGACCUUGGACAACUUCCUGGACAUGUUUUCCGUGAUGAGCGAAAUGGCUCCCCGCGACCUCAAAGCUUACUAUGCUUUUAAAAUUUAUGACUUUAACAAUGACGGCUACAUUUGUGCAUGGGACCUGGAGCAGACAGUGACCAAGCUGACGCGGGGGGAGCUGAGCACUGAGGAGGUGAGCCUGGUGUGUGAGAAGGUGCUAGAUGAGGCCGAUGGCGACCAUGAUGGGCGGCUCUCCCUGGAAGACUUCCAGAACAUGAUCCUGCGGGCACCCGACUUCCUCAGCACUUUCCACAUCCGCAUCUGA